This is a messenger RNA of Closterium sp. Naga37s-1, 1410 nucleotides long. Lineage: Eukaryota; Viridiplantae; Streptophyta; Zygnematophyceae; Desmidiales; Closteriaceae. The record is from the annotation of a GenBank genome assembly.
AUGUACAUAAUGGGGCCAGGGGUCCCCCUUGCACUCCCACUCGGUAGCUCCUGCUUCCCGCCUCAUUCCCUCUCGCUCACCGUCUCAGUCCCCCUUGCUACCCGUCUCAUCCCCCUUCGCACACCGCACCCCCACAUACCAGCCUCACUCCCUCCAGUCUCCCGCCUAAUUUCCUCCUGCUCACUGCCGCAUUCCCCUUAUGCGCACCGCAUCGUUCACUCCUGGUUCCAACCCCCUUCCCUACUGCUUCCCGCCUCAUCCCCCCUUGCUACCCGCCUCAUCCCCCCUUGCUUCCCACCUCAUUCCCCCUUGCUACCCGCCUCAUUCCCCUUUGCUACCCGCCUCAUCCCCCCUUGCUACCCGCCUCAGUCCCCCUUGCACUCCCACUCGGUAGCUCCUGCUUCCCGCCUCAUUCCCUCCCGCUCACCCCUCACUCCCUCCAGUCUCCCGCCUAAUUUCCUCCUGCUCACUGCCGCAUUCCCCUUAUGCGCACCGCAUCGUUCACUCCUGGUUCCAACCCCCUUCCAUACUGCUUCCCGCCUCAUCCCCCCUUGCUACCCGCCUCAUCCCCCCUUGCUUCCCACCUCAUUCCCCCUUGCUACCCGCCUCAUUCCCCUUUGCUACCCGCCUCAUCCCCCCUUGCUACCCGCCUCAGUCCCCCUUGCACUCCCACUCGGUAGCUCCUGCUUCCCGCCUCAUUCCCUCUCGCUCACCGUCUCAGUCCCCGUUGCUACCCGUCUCAUCCCCCUUCGCACACCGCACCCCCACAUACCAGCCUCACUCCCUCCAGUGUCCCGCCUAAUUUCCUCCUGCUCACUGCCGCAUUCCCCUUAUGCGCACCGCAUCGUUCACUCCUGGUUCCAACCCCCUUCCCUACUGCUUCCCGCCUCAUCCCCCCUUGCUACCCGCCUCAUCCCCCCUUGCUUCCCACCUCAUUCCCCCUUGCUACCCGCCUCAUUCCCCUUUGCUACCCGCCUCAUCCCCCCUUGCUACCCGCCUCAGUCCCCCUUGCACUCCCACUCGGUAGCUCCUGCUUCCCGCCUCAUUCCCUCCCGCUCACCCCUCACUCCCUCCAGUCUCCCGCCUAAUUUCCUCCUGCUCACUGCCGCAUUCCCAUUAUGCGCACCGCAUCGUUCACUCCUGGUUCCAACCCCCUUCCCUCCUGCGUCCCGCCUCAUUCACCUUUGCUACCCGCCUCAUCCCCCCUUGCUUCCCACCUCAUCCCCCCUUGCUACCCGCCUCAUUCUCCCUUGCCCCCCACCUCAUUCCCCCUUCGCUCACCGACUCAUUCUCCCACUUAUCCCCGCCACAAACCCCCCUUUCUACCCGCCGCAUUCCCCCAAGCUCCCCGCCCCAUUACCAGCUUAUCACCGCCUCAUGCCCCACCUCCAUCCUCCUCCAUCGUGUUAG